UGGGCGUGGCCGAGAAAAGAUGGCGGCGCCCGCGACUCCUGCCGAGCCCCAGGCUUCCGGGGCUCCUCAGCUCCCCGUGUGUCUGUUGGUGUUGGGAAUGGCGGGAUCUGGGAAAACUACCUUUGUACAGAGGCUCACAGGACACCUGCACAACAAAGGCUGUCCACCAUAUGUAAUCAACCUGGACCCAGCUGUGCAUGAAGUCCCUUUUCCCGCCAAUAUUGAUAUUCGAGACACAGUGAAAUAUAAAGAAGUCAUGAAACAAUACGGACUUGGGCCAAACGGUGGCAUAGUGACCUCACUCAACCUCUUUGCUACCAGAUUUGAUCAGGUGAUGAAAUUUAUUGAGAAGGCCCAGAACACAUUCAAAUAUGUCUUGAUUGACACACCAGGACAGAUUGAAGUAUUUACUUGGUCAGCUUCGGGGACAAUCAUCACUGAGGCCUUGGCAUCCUCGUUUCCAACAGUGGUCAUCUAUGUCAUGGACACGUCGAGGAGCACAAACCCAGUGACCUUCAUGUCCAACAUGCUUUAUGCGUGCAGCAUCUUGUACAAAACCAAGCUGCCUUUCAUUGUGGUCAUGAACAAAACCGACAUCAUUGACCACAGCUUUGCGGUGGAAUGGAUGCAGGAUUUUGAGGCUUUCCAGGAUGCCUUGAACCAAGAGACUACCUACGUCAGUAACCUGACUCGUUCCAUGAGCCUGGUGUUAGACGAGUUCUACAGCUCCCUCAGGGUGGUGGGUGUCUCUGCUGUGGUGGGCACCGGCUUCGAUGAACUCUGUGCUCAGGUCACCAGCGCUGCAGAGGAGUACGAAAGGGAAUAUCGUCCUGAAUAUGAGCGUCUGAAGAAAUCACUGGCGAGCACCCAGAGGAAUCAGCAGAAGGAGCAACUGGAGCGCCUUCAGAAGGAUAUGGGUUCCAUAGCUCUGGACCCAGGAGUGGGCAAAGACAGUGCAUCUCCUGUGCUGGAUCCUUCUGACUUGAUCCUGACUCGAGGAACCUUGGAUGAGGAGGAUGAAGAAGCCGACAGUGACACAGAUGACAUUGACCACAGAGUUACAGAGGAAAGCCGUGAAGAGCCCGCAUUCCAGAACUUCAUGCAGGAAUCAAUGGCACAACACUGGAAGAGAAACAAAUAGGCCCUGCCCCUUGCUGCAUGGGUCUGAUGUGCUGGGUCUCCGUGCAGAGGACGUCCUGCCUGUGAAUCAGGGCUGCAGUCAAGAACAGUUUUCUCUCAGAUGGCUACUUCUUUGAGGGAAACUUGACUUAGAUGAAGUCUGGUUGAAGGCGGAGCUGGCAGUUGGAUGCCCAUCAUUGGGUAGCUUCUCCUGAUAGUUAUGCAAGGAGGUAUUCUCACCGAUCUGCAAGCUGAUAACUGUUCAGCCUAUAACUUCACGUUGCAUUGUUUGAACUCAAGUAUUUAUGCUGUUGAUGGGACAGAGCUAACUUCUGUUCUGAAGACGACUUUGGAUCUUGACUAGCUGGAUCUGUGGACAUAGCUUCCUUAGUGCUGUGCUCCUGACUCUGCACCUCAAAUUGCUAUCCUUUAGUAAGAUGGGAAAGGAAGAUGCCUUUGUACAGAGGGGCAGCACCGUGCCCUUGGCACCCAGGUUUCAUGUGAUCCUGCUCAUCCGAGGUAGUGCAUUUUCAAGAAUACUGUUGGAAUGGUGACUUGCAUAAAGAUUUUAACUUUAACUUUGUGGUAAACUUUUCUGUCAUGAUUUGAUAUUAGAAGGUAUAUGAUCACUAACAGAUUCACCACUGUUAGUUAUGACAUGGCUGGUAGGAUGUAAUGGGUAGGUUAAUUUCCCAUGUUUAUCCACCUAACCAUGCCCAAAACCAUGUCCUCCUUAUAUUGUACUUAGAACAAUACAAAGCAUUGUUCGUCA
This is a messenger RNA of Arvicanthis niloticus (Nile rat), 1891 nucleotides long. RefSeq names its product GPN-loop GTPase 1 (gene Gpn1). The record is from RefSeq and is a predicted model, not a curated record. Gene Ontology annotation, molecular function: GTPase activity. Lineage: Eukaryota; Metazoa; Chordata; Mammalia; Rodentia; Muridae.